This is a messenger RNA of Apus apus (common swift), 1143 nucleotides long. The record is from the annotation of a RefSeq genome assembly. NCBI's taxonomy places the organism in Eukaryota, Metazoa, Chordata, Aves, Apodiformes, Apodidae.
AUGGCCCCCAACCCACGAAAAUCCCACCCACUCCUAAAAAUAGUCAACAACUCCCUAAUCGACCUCCCCACUCCCCCAAACAUUUCCGCCUGAUGAAACUUCGGAUCCCUCCUAGGUAUCUGCCUAGCAACACAAAUCAUCACCGGCCUUCUACUAGCUAUACACUAUACUGCAGACACAACCUUAGCCUUCUCAUCAGUAGCUCACACAUGCCGAAACGUCCAAUAUGGAUGACUAAUUCGUAACCUACAUGCAAACGGAGCCUCAUUCUUCUUCAUCUGCAUCUACCUCCAUAUCGGACGAGGAUUCUACUAUGGAUCUUACCUCUACAAAGAAACCUGAAACACAGGAGUAAUCCUACUACUAACCCUCAUAGCAACUGCCUUCGUAGGCUACGUCCUCCCCUGAGGACAAAUAUCAUUCUGAGGUGCAACAGUCAUUACCAACCUCUUCUCAGCAAUCCCAUACAUCGGCCAAACCCUCGUAGAAUGAGCCUGAGGGGGAUUCUCAGUAGACAACCCCACAUUAACCCGAUUCUUUGCCCUACACUUCCUCCUCCCCUUUCUAAUCGCAGGCCUCACCCUUAUCCACCUCACUUUCCUCCAUGAAUCAGGAUCUAACAACCCCCUAGGAGUUGUAUCAAACUGUGACAAAAUCCCAUUCCACCCCUACUUCUCCACAAAAGACCUUCUGGGAUUUAUCAUCAUACUCACUCCACUCCUAACCCUAGCCCUAUUCUCCCCUAACCUCUUAGGGGACCCCGAAAACUUCACCCCAGCCAACCCACUAGUAACUCCUCCUCAUAUCAAACCAGAAUGAUACUUUCUAUUUGCAUACGCUAUCCUACGCUCAAUCCCUAACAAACUUGGAGGAGUACUAGCCCUUGCUGCCUCCGUACUAAUUCUAUUCCUAUGUCCAUUCCUCCACAAAUCCAAACAACGCACAAUAACAUUCCGCCCCCUAUCACAAAUCCUAUUUUGAGUCCUUGUAGCUAACCUACUUAUCCUAACCUGAGUAGGUAGCCAACCAGUAGAACACCCAUUCAUCAUCAUCGGCCAACUAGCCUCCCUCACCUACUUCACUAUUCUCCUAAUCCUCUUCCCCCUUAUCGGAGCUCUAGAAAACAAAAUACUUAACUACUAA